Molecule: messenger RNA, 5151 nt
Organism: Hyaena hyaena (striped hyena)
Lineage: Eukaryota; Metazoa; Chordata; Mammalia; Carnivora; Hyaenidae
Gene: FNBP1
Product: formin binding protein 1
Exons: 16
Coding region: 245-2110 (621 amino acids)
Biological process (GO): endocytosis; signal transduction
Molecular function (GO): protein binding
Source: RefSeq, a predicted model, not a curated record
GGGCGGGCGGGCGCUGCGGCGGCCGCGGCGGCUGCUUCCUCGGGCCAUUUUGCUGAGGAGCCACGGGGAGGAGGAGCUGCCGAGGCGACCCCAGGCGAGGAGCGGCGAGCCGGAGGAGGCGGCGGCCGCGCGCGCACCGGGCUUUCCUCGAUCGCGGGGAUCUCGAGGGGCGAAGGGAUCGCCGGGGAGGGGGACCGGAGAGCCGCGCCCGCUGCGCGGCGCGCCCCUUCCCGCCCCCUGCACCAUGAGCUGGGGCACCGAGCUCUGGGAUCAGUUUGACAACUUAGAAAAACACACACAGUGGGGAAUUGACAUUCUUGAGAAAUACAUCAAAUUUGUAAAGGAAAGGACAGAGAUCGAGCUCAGCUAUGCCAAACAGCUCAGGAACCUUGCAAAGAAAUACCAACCUAAAAAGAACUCGAAGGAGGAAGAAGAAUACAGGUAUACGGCGUGUAAAGCCUUCCUUUCCACCCUGAACGAAAUGAACGAUUACGCUGGGCAGCACGAAGUUAUCUCCGAGAACAUGACCUCACACAUCACUGUGGAGUUAGCCCGCUACGUCCAGGAACUGAAGCAGGAGAGGAAAUCGUACUUUCAUGAUGGGCGGAAGGCACAGCAGCACAUAGAGAUCUGCUGGAAACAACUCGAAUCAAGUAAAAGGCGAUUUGAGCGGGACUGCAAAGAGGCGGACAGGGCGCAGCAGUACUUUGAGAAGAUGGACGCCGACAUCAAUGUCACCAAAGCCGACGUUGAGAAGGCGCGCCAGCAAGCUCAGGUACGUCACCAAAUGGCCGAGGACAGCAGAGCCGAUUACUCAUCAAUCCUCCAGAAAUUCAACCAUGAGCAGCACGAAUACUACCACACUCACAUCCCCAACAUAUUUCAAAAAAUACAGGAGAUGGAGGAAAGGAGGAUAGUGAGGAUUGGGGAAUCAAUGAAGACCUACGCAGAGGUCGAUCGGCAAGUGAUUCCAAUCAUUGGGAAAUGCUUGGAUGAAAUAGUAAAGGCGGCCGAAUCGAUCGAUCAGAAGAAUGAUUCGCAGCUGGUAAUAGAGGCGUAUAAGUCCGGGUUUGAGCCUCCUGGGGACAUUGAAUUUGAGGAUUACACUCAGCCCAUGAAGCGCACUGUGUCAGAUAACAGCCUCUCGAACUCCAGAGAAGGCAAAGCAGAGCUCAAGUUCGGUGGCAAAUCCAAAGGAAAGUUAUGGCCAUUCAUCAAAAAAAAUAAGCUUAUGUCCCUUUUAACAUCCCCCCAUCAGCCUCCCCCUCCUCCCCCUGCCUCUUCCUCACCCUCUGCUGUUCCCAACGGCCCCCAGUCUCCCAAGCAGCAAAAGGAACCCCUCUCCCAUCGCUUCAACGAGUUCAUGACCUCCAAACCCAAAAUGCACUGCUUCAGGAGCCUAAAGCGUGGGCUUUCUCUCAAGCUGGGCGCGACGCCAGAGGAUUUCAGCAACCUCCCGCCUGAGCAGAGAAGGAAAAAGCUGCAGCAGAAGGUCGAUGAAUUAAAUAAAGAAAUUCAGAAGGAGAUGGAUCAAAGAGAUGCUAUAACAAAAAUGAAAGAUGUUUACCUAAAGAAUCCUCAGAUGGGAGACCCAGCCAGUCUGGAUCACAAAUUAACAGAAGUCAGCCAAAAUAUAGAAAAACUGCGGCUAGAAGCCCAGAAAUUUGAGGCCUGGCUGGCCGAGGUGGAAGGCAGGCUGCCAGCGCGCAGUGAUCAGGCCCGCCGCCAAAGUGGAAUGUACGACGCCCAGAACCCAGCCACGGUCAACAACUGUGCUCAGGACCGCGAGAGCAGCCCAGAUGGCAGUUACACGGAGGAGCAGAGUCAGGAGAGUGAGGUGAAGGUGCUGGCCACGGACUUCGACGACGAGUUUGACGACGAGGAGCCCCUGCCGGCCAUCGGGACUUGCAAAGCUCUCUACACGUUUGAAGGUCAGAAUGAAGGAACCAUUUCAGUAGUUGAAGGAGAAACGCUGUACGUCAUAGAGGAAGACAAAGGUGAUGGGUGGACCCGCAUCCGGAGGAACGAAGAAGAAGAGGGUUAUGUCCCCACUUCAUACGUCGAAGUCUAUUUGGACAAAAAUGCCAAAGGUGCUAAGACUUAUAUUUAAUACAACUUAAAAAACAAAAACAAACUUAAAAAAAAUUGGAGGUGUCUCUUCCCACAGCUAUGACUGUUACAGGCGGUUCUUCACAUGUCUGGAUGGAGGACACUAGCGUGCAUGUUGUCGUUUGGCCGCACGCGGUGGCCAUGUAGGUGUCUUAACACCCGACUUUCCCUGGCUAGUUUUGACUAUAAUCAAGUGUCCCUUGCUAACGAAAUAUUAUGUGGAAAGCUCCAACUGCCAACUUAAAAUUCUGUCGUUUGAACCCCACAAGCGUUUCUUCCUCUGGCCAUAUCUGUAGGCAUCCAGAAAAAAAGCGGCUCUUCUAGCUUCUAGUCGAUAUUUCCAAAUUGAAAAGUCCACACGCGUCUGAGGGGGUGCGUAAGACAUCUGCUCUCCUGUGUAUAGCUAGCAUCUGUGGCAGAUUGAACUACCUUAGGACGUUGUGUUUUGUAACAGUAAAUUGAACUUGGCUAGUUUGUUAGUUUGGUCUUACAGUCGUCUGCUUUGGAGGAAGUAAAAAAUAAAACAUCCCCCUUCUUGAGGAAAGAAAAUAAGGAGAUUCCUAUGUCAGUACUAAAAAGUGUGUCUUUUUCCUUAAACGUGUUUAAGAUCAUAGUACAUGGUGAUUAUCCUAUCACGUCUGCGUAUCCCAGAUGGCCCGCUGAAAUCUGGAAAAGCUUGGUUAACAGUUAAUCUGAGUUUAACGUCAGAUCACUGAGCUCCCCACUCUGUCAAUGACAGAGCCCAUCAGAUACCCUGGUGCUGUUUCGAUAACUGAGAAAAACCAGUGAAUUUCUGUUGGAGCGUCUGUGGUAAGUGGGGCGCUGUGCAGCUCACACGUCCCCAGGUGGCGCUAUAAAUAGAACCGGGUGCGUCACCAGCUGCUUCUUCCGCUUAGACCCCAGCUAAUCGCUUUUCAAAGGUGUUUUGUGUUUAUUUUAAUCACUGGCACUCUUUAAGCCCCCAAAUAUGAAUUUAUGGACAGCUGUUUGAGAAUUGCUCACUUGUUUUGUGUCAUUAACCAAGGCCAGCAUAAAAUAGAGCAUUUCGCCGUUUUGAAUCUGGGUCACAUGGGGAUUUGCAUUUUUUAAAUUGGCAAGAUGGGUAGUGAAAUUGAUCAUGUGCGUAGACAGGUACCAAGCCCAGUGUUUGUCCCCAUUUCAGGAAUCUACCCUGAGAUCCCAGAGAACCAGCUCAGAAUAAAUGGGUCGGGCACAAUUUUCUCUUUUAUUUGGCUGUGAAGAUUAUUCCUUCGUGUCUUUCCUACUUUUAAAUAGGAAAUUAGCUCCUUGGUUUUACAUCAUGAGCUCCUUUUAUGAGCUCAAGCCAAUUGAAAGCUGACUUUACAAAAAAAAAAAUUAUAAAAAUAAAGCUGCUUUUAAAAGCAAACGCAGUUCAUGGGCAGGGGCAGCACCUGGCAGGAGAUAUGAGUGCUUGUUGCAGAGUGCAGUAGAAAGUUCCCGACAUUCCCCAAGGACCACCAAAAUGGGACUUGAUCGACUUUGCUUAACGACGGCCUGAUUUUUAAAACACAUUUUCUUUUUAAAUAAUCAUAGAUUCCUGGGGAGUUGCAAAGACCGUACAGAGGGAUCAGUUUAGAUUUCUUGUGCAUUGUUCUACUUGUGCCGACAUACUAUCAGUAAAGCCAUUCAUCCUGGACCCCAGACCUCUGAGGAAAAAUUGUUUCAGUUCCCCUUUUUAUAAAUACUGCAGCUGACGCUGAAACCGCAGGGAUCCCUCUGACUGAACAGGAGGUCACCGCGUUAGGCAUGGACCCAAGCGAAAGGGAGACUUGAGGUAUUAAAAUCAAAGCUUUCUGUCUGCUGAUGGACUCAUUUCUAGAUGAUGACCUGCUUGCAGGAAGCAAAUUAAACAUUGAAGAAGUCUUAAAAUGGCCAAGACAAUGUUAGCCUUUUGAAGCCGCCCUUGGAAAGUAUGACAGUGCGUGAAUUUUUUUCCCCCUUAUGGUCGUGCAUAUUUGAUGCAGAAAAUGGCUCAGUUGGUUUGCGGGGGGCCUGGGGGCUGGUUUUGGUGUGUCAGUGAAUAAUCAUGAUUUGUAAUUGUGUGCCCCAGGCCCUUAGCAGAGGCCGCUCCAGAACUGCAGACAGCACAGUGACACUUUGUAGCUUCUGUUUAAGCCGGUCAGUGCACCAAAUAUUAGAAGAAAUCCCGAAACCAUUCCCCAAGAAUCAGGAUGCCCAUUUCUGCCCAGAGUAUAUACUCUGGUUUUCUUCCCCCCCAGUUUUAUGCUAAAAUAAAAGGCGGCAAGUAAGUCUCUGCUUGUUUAGGAAGCUUUCUCCUUUCAUUUUAGACACACGCUUAGAGGUUACUGGCGUGUGGGUAGAACCCACCUUCCCCACCUGGUUUCUAAAGCUUGUCGGGACCCCCAAGAACACUUCCCCCACCCACCCACCCCCACAAACCCAUCGGGACUGCUGCUUCCUGACGCCCAGAACUCAAAGCAGCUGUUUUGUGCCCAUGCACUUGUGUGUGUGCGCGCGCAUGCGUGUGUAUGUGUGUGUUGUCUACGAUGUGACUAUUUAAUAAUUGCCAAAAUAUUUAGACUAGAGGAACAUCCAGUGGGUCCAUUGGAUUGUGACUUAUCUUCUUUUAUGGUUUGGUUUGGUUUUUUAAAUUGCUUUCUGUUAAAUAUGUCCGUAACCCCCUCCCCACCACCGACCCCCCAAUAUAUUUGUAUAUACUGCAAUUGAAGAACUAAAAGGAUGACUUGAAUUUGUUGUUUUAACGUUUUACUCUUUUGUCUGUUUGUUUUAUUGGUGAUUCUGCUGCCUAAUGACCUUCUUUGUUUUUGUAACCGCUGAGGAUGCCGGAAGGACUAGGUUCCCUGCCGGCUGCUCCUCAUUGAGUUUAUUGUAGACACUUGGGCUCUGAGUAAGUUUCGUUUGAAUACGGCCAACAUGAUUGUCUCUCUCUCUCUCGCUCUCUCCUUACCCUAAAAGAAAAGACUGUCUGGCAUCUUUAAGUUGUACCCUCGUAUCUGCCUCUCUAAUAAACGUAUUUUUCUCAGUGUUGUGUAUUUUAAA